Poecile atricapillus (Black-capped chickadee) is the source of this 3639-nucleotide messenger RNA. It is a transcript of the gene CD28, whose product is annotated as CD28 molecule. Lineage: Eukaryota; Metazoa; Chordata; Aves; Passeriformes; Paridae. Bases 126 to 794 code for a protein of 222 amino acids. The transcript is spliced from 4 exons. The record is from RefSeq and is a predicted model, not a curated record. Gene Ontology annotation, biological process: T cell activation; positive regulation of T cell proliferation; immune response. Gene Ontology annotation, cellular component: external side of plasma membrane; membrane.
CUGUGUGAGCACCUGAGGCUGCAGACUGGCCCCACAGGGAAGGACGGCUGGUGCUGUGGGGCGCUGGCAGUCGUGGCAGCGCCUGCAGGGGGUGGAGACAAGGCAGCAGGCCCCCCAUUAGCACCAUGCUCCUGGGGAUCCUCGUGGUGCUCUGCUUCAUCCCCACUGCUGAUGUAACAGAAAACAAGAUUUUAGUGGCUCAGCAUCCUUUGCUCAUUGUAGCUAACCAAACUGCAACUCUAGUUUGCAACUACACAUACAAUGGAACAGGGAAAGAAUUUCGAGCUUCGCUACACAAAGGAACGGACAGUUCAGUUGAAGUUUGCUUUAUCUCAUGGAACACAACCAAAAUUAGCAGCAAUUCAAAUAAAGAAUUCAACUGCCAGGGGUAUCACGAUAAAGACAAAGUCAUCUUCAAUCUUUGGAACAUGAAUGCCAACCAAACUGACAUCUACUUCUGCAAAAUUGCGGUCAUGUAUCCACCCCCAUAUGUCUACAAUGAGAAGAGCAACGGGACUGUCAUUCAUGUGAAAGAGACACCCACCCAAAUACAAGAGCCUCAGUCUGCAAUUCCUUUGUGGAUUCUGGCAACAGUGACUGGAAUUCUUGCACUCUACAGUAUGCUAAUAACUGCAGUGUUUAUUAACUACUGGCAAAAAUUCAAAAAGAAUAUGUACCAUCAGAGUGACUACAUGAACAUGAUUCCCCGGCACCCACCAUACCAGAAGAACAAGGGUUACCCAUCCUAUGCCCCAACACGAGACUACACCGCGUACCGGUCGUGGCAGCCCUGAUCCCAGCAGAAGCCUCGUGUGCUUCCGGGCAGUCACUUGCUCUGGGGCAUGGAAGGACAGCCUCUCAUUUUCUCAUCGUGUUUGUUUCUGUUGAUCAUGGACACGUACAUCAUAGCAACUAUUAACUAAACUUUGAUCUGCUAUCAGACCAACAAACCAAUAUAAAAAGGGGGAGAAGUAAAAAAAAACCAAAUUUCUCCAUGAUGGCUGAAAAUGAAGCCCAGCUUGUGUUGGGGGUUGUCAGUGGAUGAAAAGAUGGCAUCAGACCUCAGAGCUGGUUUCUUCCUAACGCUUGUGGUUUUGCUCAGCUGUUGGAAGAAGCAGAACUUCUGAUCUUUUCCAAUAACUACUGCCUUGGAUUUAACCCUUAAUUUCCUUCCCGGUAUGUGUAGUCCUCAGAGAGUUGCUGUUAAACCUGUCAAAAUGUAAAAAAUAAUCUUUUUUUUUCUAUAAGACAAAGACACAGUUUGAAGUUCAAAAUAAGUACUUAAAAGAAAGAGGAAAAGUUCAGUCAGAAGGCAUCCAAGCUAUUAUGCUAUGAAACAAUUGAUCUGCCAGGACAAAUCAAACUAAGAGACAACUAGUAAACCUUCAACAUGUGAGUCCUUAGGCUGGACACUUUGUAAAUGUUCAUAAGGCCAUCUGCAGUCAUGACCAAGCAACUCCACAGGCUGAAAAAGCAAACAACCUGAAGACAAAAUCAAGACAAGUGGGAGAGGAAGAAAGAUUUGUCUUCAUCAUGAGCAGUCCCAUUUCUUUUUUGUUUGCCUCCUGCAUCAAGGGAAUGCGAAGUCGUACAUAAAGCAUUAGGAGAGAGAGCGCUCAGAUUUUGAGAAGAUUUUUACUUUUAUUUUUGAAUUUGAGAAUUCAAAAGGUAUUCUCCUAAGUCCUCCUGAAAAUUCAUGCAUAUCUCCUGGCACAUAGGUUGUACCACAGCUCUUUCAAAAAUCUGGUUCAGCUUAUGAGCAACUAAACAGCACUUCAUUUUUUUCCCCGUAAGUGUCCAGUUUUUGGGGUGGGAGAGGAUUCUUCAUUCUCAGCAUUGUAAAUUGGACCUGCAAGUUCUCAGACAUCUGCAGGAUCUGCUCUGAGCACUUGAGGAACUUUGUGUUAUCUGGAAGUUAUUUUUCUCUCUAAAGAUGUUCUUCAGGGCUGCUCCAUGCCAGAGUAUGACAAAGUCUUUAGCAAAACAUGAUCCAAUCUUUCAAUCUAGUGAAUUUACAAUAACAGGACAUCCUAAAUUGUAAUUGAGGUUCCCUUGGCAUAAAAUCCCUUUUCAUAAUAAGGAGAGAAUGUUUAUUCUAUAAAGACUACUGAAUAAACAAUUAAAAGAAAAAAGCAACACAUUCCCACCUUGAAAUAAAAUUUGGAUGGUAGAACAUUUAAUUUCUUUCAAACUGGAUAAGAAGAUUCUUUCUCUCUUUGAGGAGACAGGACAAAAGUAGAGAUGUGGAAGCAUGACAACAAUCUGCUUUGAUGUCUUAACCCAAGAAAACAACUUUGGUACUUCCAAAUGGGAAGUUUUAUUUGAGUUUGCUGACCGGGCCACACAUCUUCCACUCUGAGUCUUCUAUCACCACUAACCAUGUUCCUGGAGGGUGCUGUGCCACCUCUGAGCAGCAGUGAGGUGCCACCUGCCCCAGCCAGGGACAGCAGAGCCCCAAUGGCAAUGGUAAGCAAGGCCCAAGAGGCAGUGAUGGGCCUUCAGCAUGGGAAUCCAGCCAUGGACCCAGCAGGCCCUGAGAAACUUGGUCUGGUUCAGUUCAGCAAACUCAAAAGCUUAUGAUUAAACUGAAGAACUUCAAAACAAGGUCUAAUUUAUUUCUUCUUCUUUCCCGUCACCACAUGCACAAACACUCCAAGGCUGACAUUUUUCCACAUACAAUUUUUACUCUCUUUUCUUGGAAAGCCCUCACUGCACCUUUGUGCUGCAGCUGAGGUCCCAAGGAGCACAUGCACAGGGCAAAGGGGAAGGAGCCUGGCAGGACACGUGGCAGUUGCUGUGUGGUCCCAGCCUGGCCCUCCUUGCUGGCACUCACUGGGGGAAUGCUAAUGCCUUGCCACCUCCCUCCCCGCUUGGAGGGGACAUAUGAAUGAUCCCGUGCUGGGCAUCGAGACACUCCCAGCAGAGAGCAACAGGCUGAUCACAGCUCUCUGUCAGGGUAUGGCACUGUCUUACACAAUGACAUGUAUGAUCACAAUGUGCUGUGGAAAAUCACAACUUCUAAUGCAAGUAUAAGGUGAGAUGGAAAAUGUGUAUCAAAUCCAUUAAACAGGAUAAGUGUUCUUUACCUAAACUGUAUAUAUAUACAUAUUUAGGUGUAGAUGCAUCUUUUUAAUUGCAUCUAUAUUCCCUAGAGCUCUAUUAUACUUUUUGCAAUCUCCUUUUAAAAUUAUUAAAUAGAUACAGUAAAUUAAAUGUGGAAUGAAUGUAUUAGGCCUGAGGCUAGUUAGAGGAAAGUAUUACUUUUUAAAGCAAAUACUGGUAUAAUUUGCUUGCCUUCCCCUUACACUUUUGUACUUUCUGUAUUUAAAGGAUACUAGUAGCUCGCAGGACAUGAUACUGGAAAGUAAGUCCUGGAUCAUCUUGCAACAAAUAUUAAUUCAUUUGACUGACCAAAAAGGAAGGGGGAUACAGGGAAAUAUCCUAAACAUAAAAUGUAAAAAUGAGGAGAAUCAGGAUAUGAGAAGCCCCAGCACUGUGUUGAAAUGGACAUUGCUGUUAUAUUAAAGCUCUAUAGAAACAUGAAUUACGGACUGUAGGAGAUGGGAUACUAGUAAAUUCCUUUUAUCUACCACUGUAAAGGCCUAAAAUAAAGUGUUUGCAGAGAAGCAAGCCAGUUAA